UUUGCAGAGGCCAUCAACUGUCUUCUCCGAGCCAUAGAGAUCUACACCGACAUGGGAAGAUUCACCAUCGCAGCCAAGCACCACAUAUCCAUAGCUGAGAUCUACGAGUCCGAGCUGGUAGACAUAGAGAAGGCAAUAGCCCACUAUGAGCAGGCAGCAGAUUACUACAAAGGGGAGGAGUCUAACAGUUCUGCCAACAAAUGUCUGCUGAAAGUGGCCACCUAUGCCUCCCAGCUGGAGCAGUAUGCCAAAGCUGUAGAAAUCUACGAACAGGUUGGUACCAACGCAAUGGACAGCCCCCUGCUCAAGUAUAGUGCCAAAGAUUAUUUCUUCAAAGCUGCCCUCUGCCACUUCUGCAUCGACAUGUACAAUGCCAAGCUGGCAGUCCAGAAAUAUGAGGAGAUGUUCCCAGCUUUCUCCGAGUCCAGGGAGUGUAAACUAGUGAAGAAACUUCUUGAUGCUCAUGAAGAACAAAAUGUGGAUCACUACACGGAUGCAGUAAAAGAGUUUGACUCCAUCUCGCGUCUGGACCAGUGGCUAACCACAAUGCUGCUACGUAUCAAGAAGACCAUCAAAGGAGAAGAGGAAGACUUGCGCUAAUGGUCAUAUCCUGUUACCCCCUUCCCCUACCGGCGAGAGUCCGCAUCAGUAAUUUUGAGGGGUGGGAUGGGGGAACAGUUACGCCCAUUUUCAUUAUUGUCAUAAAAUUCUAACUUACCGCAAGAACCUCUAUAAUUCUCAUUAUUUUUUUGUGUUUAAAGUUCACCUGCUGACAACACACAGUAGUGGCGGCCAUUUUACACAGGAAUGCAGCCUCUCCAUUGCUUUGGAACCUGUGCCAUCAUUAAGGCUGCAUUUGGUUCAGCUAUUGCUUCUGUAGACAAAAUGGCUGCCACCACCGUGUGUAGUCAUGGGGAUUACUUAUAAAAGUUUAAAGUAUUUAGUGACCUGAGGGAGUUCUUGUGAUAUUGCAGAUUAGAUUUACAAUACUGCAGUGGGUACCAUGACUUUCUUGCACGUUUUUAGCUAGCAUUGGGAACCUCCUCAGCCAAAGUAUGAGGUGGGUUCCUUCCUCCUCUGUCACAGCUCAGACAGUAUCUUCAUGCAAUCCUCGCUUUUUGGGACGACCGGCUCAGCCGUUUUACCGUUUGCAUGGAUUUUGGGAGCAUGGUUGGGGGGAGGGGGAGGUCUUUAACCCUAAUUACCUUACACUUACUAUAUAUUACUUUUAGGGCUAUCUGUACCUGCAGCUUGACCAAAUUUGGGGGUUAUAUGUAUUUAACUGCCAGAGCUGACCAUGGUUUGGAGGUCACUGCAGCAGUGACUGUACAUUUUAUUACUGUAUGCCUUUAUGGAGUAUAUUAAAAAUAAUGAUUUAAAAGAAGAAUAAUAAAAAAAAAAAAAAGCUAUUUAUCCAGGGAUGCUAGAAACGACACAUCUCUAAAAUAUUGGUACACGCUGCACAAUUGUCGAGCAUCAGGGUCCAGGAAAAAGACAUAGGGGGACAUUUACCAAGCAGUGAUAAGAGCGGAGAAGUGAGUCAGUGGAGAAGUUGUCCCAUCAACCAAUCCGCAGCUCUGUAUCAUUUUAUAGUAUGCAUAUUAUAGAUGUUACUUCAGUGCUGAUUGGUUGCCAUGGACAACUUCUCCACUGGCUCACUUCUCCGCUCUUAUCACUGCUUAGUAAAUGUCCCCCAUAGUCUGGAGUUUACACUAUAGCAAUGAUGUAUUGUGCCCUGCAUGUGUGAGGCACCUCCAGCUGAUGGCUGUAUGUGUCACUCGGAGACGUAGGGCUUUGAAGGAGAAAAAGUGGAUUUGUCAGAAGGGAGAAACUGAGAUAUCUGCCCAUCUCCGCCAGAUGACUCCAACAGCGUCAUCCGCAUACUACAUAAUUGUUGUUCCUUUAUCUUGCAUAAAACAGUAGAUGUGCGUAUUUAUCUGCAUUUUAUGUCAGACGCAAGUUAUUUUCUUUGUUUUGUGAGCCAUCUUGCAAGAAACGCAGUUGAGCCAUGUUAAAUAAAUAAAGUAGGGAUAAGACAUG
This is a messenger RNA of Pseudophryne corroboree (corroboree frog), 2040 nucleotides long. RefSeq names its product alpha-soluble NSF attachment protein. Gene Ontology annotation, biological process: regulation of synaptic vesicle priming; intracellular protein transport; synaptic transmission, glutamatergic. Gene Ontology annotation, cellular component: synaptobrevin 2-SNAP-25-syntaxin-1a complex; terminal bouton; vacuolar membrane. Gene Ontology annotation, molecular function: syntaxin binding; soluble NSF attachment protein activity. Lineage: Eukaryota; Metazoa; Chordata; Amphibia; Anura; Myobatrachidae. The coding region runs from base 52 to 600 and encodes 182 amino acids. The transcript has 8 exons. The record is from RefSeq and is a predicted model, not a curated record.